Colletotrichum truncatum is the source of this 3522-nucleotide messenger RNA. RefSeq names its product ubiquitin carboxyl-terminal hydrolase. Gene Ontology annotation, cellular component: nucleus; cytosol. The record is from RefSeq and is a predicted model, not a curated record. NCBI's taxonomy places the organism in Eukaryota, Fungi, Ascomycota, Sordariomycetes, Glomerellales, Glomerellaceae. Gene Ontology annotation, molecular function: protein binding; cysteine-type deubiquitinase activity. Gene Ontology annotation, biological process: protein deubiquitination; regulation of protein stability.
AUGAGCUAUAACAACGACAUACACUCGCCGAACGAGAUGGUGGUGGACACCGACGAAUACGUCGGCGUCGCCGAUGCGAAGGAGCCCAUCGCCAUCAUCAACCCAGAUAACCUCGACAAUGAGGCCGAGCAGCUACAAGACCUACCGCUGGCAAACGACUACGAUGCUAUGAAGGACGGCAUCUUCCCACAUCUCCACGAAGAGCCCCGUGUGCUUGAAGAUGUGGUCCACACAUGGACUGUCGAGGCCUGGAGGUCAAUGUCAAAGAAAGAACAUGGUCCCGUCUUCCAGGCUGGUGGUUAUCCAUGGCGCAUCCUCCUGUUCCCUCACGGCAACAACGUGGACCAGUGUUCCAUCUACCUCGAACACGGAUUCGAGCCCACCAACAUCCCCGAGAACUGGAGCUGUUGUGUUCAGUUCGCGCUGGUGCUAUGGAACCCGAACGACCCGAGCUUAUAUACCCACCACACGGCUCACCACCGCUUCACUAAGGAGGAAUCUGAUUGGGGCUUUACGAGGUUCCUUGAGCUCCGCAAGAUGUUCAAUGUGCCUUGUGAGGGUGGCAGCCGGCCGUUGUGUGAAAACGAGACUGCGAACAUCACCGCCUACCUCCGUAUUGUUGAAGACGAGACGGGUGUUCUCUGGCACAACUUCAACAACUACGAUUCCAAGAAGGAAACCGGCUAUGUUGGCCUGCGCAACCAAGGCGCUACCUGUUACCUCAAUUCGCUUCUUCAGUCAUUGUAUUUUACCAACGCAUUCCGAAAAGCCAUUUAUGAAAUCCCAACGCAAUCCGAGGAGAGUAUGACCAACAGCGCUUACACCUUGCAGCGCCUCUUCUAUCAGCUUCAAACCUCUGAGACGGCUGUGGGAACAAACGAACUGACCAAGUCUUUCGGUUGGGAGACGCGACACAUUUUCGAGCAACAAGACGUCCAGGAGUUGUCGCGCAAGCUCAUGGAACGAAUGGAAGAAAAGAUGAAGGGCACCCCGGCCGAGCACGUCCUCCCCCAAAUGUUCAGUGGAAAGAUAAAGACUUACAUCUCCUGCGUCAAUGUCGAUUACGAAUCCAGCCGCAUUGAGGACUUUUGGGACAUCCAGCUGAACGUGAGCGGAAACAAGAACCUCUUGGAGAGUUUCCAGGACUACGUUCAGGUCGAAAAGAUGGACGGAGAGAACCAGUACUAUGCUGGCGACGAGCACAAGCUUCAGGACGCCAACAAGGGUGUCAUUUUCCAGAGCUUCCCUAAUGUUCUGCACUUGCAGCUCAAGCGAUUCGAGUACGAUAUCCAACGCGACACGAUGAUGAAAAUCAACGAUCGAUACGAGUUCCCUGAGGUUUUCGAUGCUUCUCCCUACCUCUCCGAGGACGCAGAUAAGUCGGAGUCUUGGACGUAUCAAUUGCACGGUGUACUCGUCCACAGUGGUGACCUGAACGCUGGUCACUACUAUGCGUUCCUGAAACCUGAGAAGGAUGGAUGGUUCUACAAGUACGACGAUGAUAAGGUCACCAAGGCUACGAUGCGUGAGGUUCUCGAGGAGAACUUUGGCGGAGAAUACAGGACCAACCCUGCCAACCAUCUCCGAGCUCCCCUGCAGAAGAAGACGCCUGUCCUGCGCCAAAACAGUGCAUACAUGUUGGUAUACAUUCGCCAGUCACGCCUGGACGACAUUCUCUGCCCUGUCACAAAAGAAGACAUCCCCAUGCAUUUGCGAACAAGAUUUGAGGAGGAAACCGCCCUUCGAGAGGCGAGGCGCAAGGAGAAAGAGGAGCAACAUCUCUACAUUGGUGUCAAGGUCAUUACAGAACAGACCUUCAAGAACCACGGUGGCACAGAUCUGACCUCAUUCGAACCCGAACAAGCCGAAUCCGAGGCAGCGCCGCGGUCUUACAGAGUUCUCCGGCAGUCGACAAUGGAGGAGCUGGUGGCGACCAUUGCGAAGGACAUUGACCAAGAUCCUCGCAAGGUGCGUCUCUGGAUCAUGGUGAACCGCCAAAACAAGACAAUUCGCCCCGAUCAGCCCAUAAUGGACUUGCGGCCUACCGUGGAGGAGUGUUUCCAAAGAGCGGCAGCGCACCGGGACCAGUUCUUGAGAGUCUGGGCCGAGGUUGCUGAGGAGACAACGCCCGAAGGCGAAGCCGUCUGGCCUACUUACCAGGGACAGCUUAACGGUGUUGUUGUAAAGAACGACCUCAUCCUUCUAUUCCUCAAACACUUUGAUGUUGAUGAGCAAUCUCUCCACGGCAUCGGCCAUGUUUACAUUAGCAAGGAGAAGAAGGUUGAGGAGCUGGUACCGAUUAUCAUGAAGAAGAUGGGCUGGGGCGACAAGCUGCCGUCCGAUGAGAAGAUUUCCCUCUGGGAGGAAAUUAAGCCGACUAUGAUCGAGGCCUUGAAGGCUAAGCAAUCUCUCAAGGCCGCAGAACUGCAGGACGGCGACAUCAUCUGCUUCCAGCGAACAACAGAGCGCAAGGGUGACAGGAACAUUCUUGAGAAGCACCUGGGUCUGGGCGAUAAGCAAGUAGCAGACCAGCCAAUCAAGAAGACAGACCGCUUCGAUGACGCGCGAGAAUACUACGACUUCCUUCAUAACAAGAAGACGGUGAAGUUCCACGCUCACCCGACUCGUUGCAACGCCGAGAAGUACCCUCCUUUCGAGCUGGUUCUGAACUCCAAGAUCAGCUACGAUGUGCUUUCGGAGCGCGUUGCCGACAGGAUAGGCGUUCCGCCCACACACAUCCGCUUCUGGACCGUCAACUCGGCCACUGGAAACCCCAAGACCACGGUUAAGCGUGGUGUCAAUCAGAGUUUGCAACUCAUCCUGAACCCGACCAAUUACAACCAGUUGAGCACCAGUCAACGGACCGACGCCUUCUAUUUCGAGGUUUUGGAUAUGAGUCUUGCUGAGUUGGACACCAAAAAGAGUGUAAAGAUCACAUGGCUUAGUGAGGGUAUUACAAAAGAGGAGCAAUUUGACCUUCUCGUGGCGAAGAACGGAAACAUUGAGGAUUUGAUUCAAGUCUUGGUCAAGAAGGCAGGCAUUCCUGAUGAAGCCGAGGGCGGUCGCAUUCGGGUAUACGAGACCAGCAGCCACAAAUUCUACCGCGAACUGCCUCGAGAAUACCCUGUCAUUAGCAUGAACGAUUAUACCAACGUCUUCGCGGAGCGGGUUCCCGAAGAGGAACUGAACGAGGAGGAGGCGAACAACUUUAUCCAGGUGUUCCACUUUCAGAACGAGCCCAGCAGAGUUCACGGUGUUCCUUUCAAGUUCUUGCUUGUCGAGGGUGAAAAAUUUGCGGACACAAAGAAGCGCCUUGAAAAGCGUACUGGCCUUAAGGGCAAGAGCUUCGAGAAGAUCAAGUUUGCGGUGGUUAAGAGGUCCCACUUCUCCAAGCCACAAUACUUGAACGACGAUGACGAACUGUGGAACGUGGCUACUAACGAUGAUGACUAUCUCGGCUUGGAUCACGUUGACAGGACAAGAUCACUGAGAAACGGUGUGGGUGACCUGUUUUUGCGGUAA